AAUCGGCCGCUCGGCUCGCUGUAAUCUCGUCUGCAACUGCCGGCUCACUCAUUCACUCUGCCGCCCGCCAUGGCGACCGCAGAAAGUCUCUUCUCCGGUCCGAGCAGCACCUAAGUCACCUGGACCGCGUAACCGUAUUUCCCCUGGCCCGCCGCGGGACGCCCAUGUAAUCCACUCAGCGGUGGAAUCCAAAGGUGUGGAAUUUAAAAAAAGACGCAUUUCCAAGGGGGAAACCGGGGUGGGCAGCGAGGAACGCAGGGCGACAUGGCAGAUCCCGACCCGGAGCCAGUGACAUCGAGAGCAGGGCACCGUCUCGGGGCCCCGGAGACUCUUGGGAUCAGUACACUGGACCCGGCGCACAGACCCCCGGCCAUGCCCGCCGGAAGGCACGUCACCAUCCGGGUCCAUAUGUUGGAUGAUACAGAGGAGCUCUUUGAUGUCUCGGUUAAAGCUUCAGGCAAGGUGUUAUUCGACCUGGUGUGUACCCACAUGAAUCUUAUUGAGGGCGAUUACUUCGGCCUAGAGUUUCAGAGCCAUCAAAAGAUGACGGUGUGGUUGGAUCCUAUCAAGCCAAUUAUCAAGCAGCUGAGACGACCGAAGCACACGACGUUGAGGUUUGCUGUGAAAUAUUUCCCUCCGGACCAUGCCCAGCUGCUGGAGGAGCUGACUCGGUACCUGUUUGCACUCCAAAUUAAACGGGAUCUUUCCAAUGGUUGUCUGACGUGCAAUGACACCAGUGCUGCGUUGAUGGUCUCCCACAUUUUGCAGUCUGAGAUUGGCGACUUUGAGGAGAGCCAGUGCCGGUCACACCUCCUCAAUAAUAAGUACAUCCCCGAUCAGAUGCCAUUGAUUGACAAGAUUAUGGAGUUCCACUCCAUGAAUAUUGGCCAGACCCCGGCCGAAUCCGACUUCCAAUUGCUGGAAGUGGCACGACGUCUGGAGAUGUACGGGAUUCGUCUCCAGCCAGCUAAAGACCGCGAGGGCUCGCGUUUAAGCCUCGCCGUUGCCCACACGGGCGUCCUGGUCUUUCAGGGACACACGAAGAUUAACUCUUUCAACUGGUCUAAAGUACGUAAACUGAGCUUCAAGAGGAAACGUUUCCUCAUCAAGCUCAGGGCUGAUGGCAAUAAUUCAUAUCAAGACACGUUGGAGUUUCUCAUGGCCAGCAGGGACUGUUGUAAAGUCUUCUGGAAGAGCUGUGUGGAAUACCACGCCUUCUUCCGGCUCUUUGAGGAACCCAAACCCAAGCCCAAACCCGUGCUGUUCACACGAGGCUCCUCUUUCAGAUUCAGCGGCCGCACACAGAAGCAGGUGAUUGACUUUGUGAGGGAGUCCGAGUUUAAAAAGCUUCCGUUCGAAAGGAAACACAGUCGAGUCCAGCACAACAGCCGCCUGUCGCCUUUGCCUUCUCCACGCAACCAAAAAGUGCCAAAAGAAAGUGGUGCUCUUGGGGACCAAGUUGACGCUCCUUCGCAGCACCAGUGGAAGGAGUCAGCGCUGGUGAGUUCACAAGAAACACCCGAAGCUCCAGGGAGCCCGGCUCACCAGAACCAGGAAGACAGAUCGCCGUCCGUGAAGGAGGAGACGAGAGGCUCCAUUCGGCCGGCUCACCUCGAACAUCUGGCAACAGGAGCGCUGACUAACAGUCCCUACCUGUCCACGUCUUCCGGACACUCGCACGGUCUGCUAAAUGGCCAAAUGGCUCUGGAGGUGGGAAGUCACAGUCCCGACGUCCAGCAACCUUCUCCACUCACCAGCCCCCUCCUCAACGACGCCUGCAGCAUUCGCACCGAUGAUGAAGACGAGGUGCGCCGAAAGAGGUUCCCCACAGACCGGGCCUACUUCAUCGCCAAGGAGCUGCUGACCACAGAGCGGACGUAUGUCAAAGACCUUGAGGUGGUGACCGUGUCUUUCCAGAACGCCAUAGGACAGGAAGAGGACACGCCGGACUCCCUCAAGAAGGCCGUUUUCGCCACGCUUGAGCCGCUUCACAAAUUUCACACGGGUUUUCUCAAGGAGGUGGAGCAGAGGCUGGCUUUGUGGGAAGGUCGAUCCAAUGCUCACAUUAAAGGAGACUACCAGCGCAUUGGCGAUGUCAUGCUGAAGAAUUUACAAGGCUUGAAGCCACUGACAGCCAACCUGCAUAAGCAGAGCGAUCUCCUCAUGGAGCUGGAGAAGGUGUGCAGGGUGUCACGCAGGUUAGAAGGCCUCUGCCGGGACUUUGAGUUGCAGAAGGUGUGCUACGUGCCGCUCAACGUCUUCAUCCUGCGCCCUCUGCACCGCCUCGUGCACUACAAGCACAUCCUGGAGCGUCUGUGUAAACAUUACCCGGCGACACAUGUGGACUUCAGGGACUGCAGAGCUGCUCUGGCAGAUGUGUCUGAAGUGGUGGAGCAGCUCCAGGGCAGCAUUGUGAAAAUGGAGAACUUCCAGAAACUCUUGGAGCUAAAGAAGGAUCUGAUUGGCGUGGACAAUCUUGUUGUUCCUGGUCGGGAGUUCAUCAGGUUUGGCUGCCUGAGCAAGUUGUCUGGAAAAGGCCUACAGCAACGAAUGUUUUUCUUGUUCAACGACGUCAUUUUGUACAGCAGUCGAGGGAUGACUGCAACCAAUCAGUUCAAAAUUCACGGACAGCUCCCGCUCCAGGGCAUGACAAUCAGAGAGAGUGAAGAUGAGUGGGGUGUUCCUCACGCCUUCACUCUGGUCAGCCAGCGGCAGUCUGUGGUGGUGGCAGCCAGUUCUUUGUCAGAGAUGGGGAAAUGGAUGGAGGACAUUGAGAUGGCGGUAGAAAUGGCAAAAAACAACAACGGGCCUUCAUCUGACCUGAUGAGCUGCACGCUGACUGACAGCAAAUGCCCAGAGGAGUCGACAGCGGUGGAGGGAGAGUCCGAAGACGACACUACCACAUCGCACAGCUCCCCGGAGAGGGCGGCCCCUCUCCGUGGUAACACCAUGGUGCACGUGUGCUGGCACAGGAACACCAGCGUGGCCAUGGUGGAUUUUAGCUUAGCCGUGGAGAACCAGCUAUCAGGAAACCUACUACGGAAGUUCAAGAACAGCAAUGGCUGGCAGAAGCUAUGGGUGGUCUUCACCAACUUCAGCUUGUUUUUCUACAAGUCCCACCAGGAUGACUAUCCACUAGCCAGCCUUCCCCUUCUGGGUUACUCAGUCACCAUCCCCGCCGAGUCAGAGAACAUCCACAAGGACUACGUCUUUAAAUUGCAUUUCAAGUCCCACGUCUACUACUUCCGGUCGGAGAGCGAGUACACCUUUGAAAGGUGGAUGGAGGUGAUCCGCAGCGCAACAUCUCCCUCCAGUCGGGCUCGGGUGCAGAACAACAAGGAGCUCCACGCUCAUUGAGUUUGGACUCCAUUCAGUCUUCACAGACGUGGGACAUCUGUCCGACCGUCCAUGUGCCCUUGCACAUGCUGGUGCUUUUUUACUGUUCUAAUGGUGGCAUGUCCGCUGGUUUCGACUGCAUCAGAGACUGCAUUUCUUCUUCUGGCGUUUUUACAGCUUGACUCUUCAACCUUUUUACAGGAUGUCAUUUUAUACUGUUUUUGUAAUAAUCGUAUCCACUUGUAUUUUUCAUUUUAAUUUGUUUCCCCAGUUUGAGAAGAAAAACGUCUGUAUACUCUUCAAUGGCUUUUUUUUUUUGCAGGAACUUUCACUUGUGGUGCCAAACAUUUAUCACACUCAUUGACAUUCUAAAUAUUUUUUUUUUUACUUCUGAAGAAUGUUACCGAUGGUACGCCAUAAAUUUCAAGCCAAUGUAAAACAGGCCACCCUUUAAAACUCAAUGCUGUACACCUGGUCUGGUUUCUUUCAUAAUAAACAUGUAUGAUUACACUGUAAA
Molecule: messenger RNA, 3853 nt
Organism: Syngnathus typhle (broad-nosed pipefish)
Lineage: Eukaryota; Metazoa; Chordata; Actinopteri; Syngnathiformes; Syngnathidae
Product: FERM, ARHGEF and pleckstrin domain-containing protein 1
Exons: 27
Coding region: 265-3357 (1030 amino acids)
Cellular component (GO): cytoskeleton
Molecular function (GO): guanyl-nucleotide exchange factor activity
Source: RefSeq, a predicted model, not a curated record